AUGUUCAAGCCAGGCGGAUUGUUCGGGCCGAAGCCGGGAAAGGCCGCUCUGGAUCAGGCAAUGGGCGGCUCAGCUUCCGCAGGUGGCGGCGGCAGCGGCGGCAGUAGUAGCAGCAACAGGGACGACAACAAGAAGGGGGGGGACGACAAGAGCUACGGCGGGUCGGGGUUCGAUCCCAGGGGCCUAGAACGAGCGGCCAAGGCUGCCAAGGUUCUUAAUGAGUCGCCCAAUGCGUCCAUGGCGCUGGACCUGAUCAAGCAGCAGGAGAUGACCAAGGCCGCGGAGCACCGCAAGCAGGAGGCUGAGUACGCCGCAUACGUCAAGCAGAUGGAGCUGCAACGCGUGGAGGAAGAGGCCGAGGCGGCGCGCAAGACUCUGGGGCUGCAGACGGAGGAGGACAAGAAACGGGCGCAGUUCGCGGACGAGCUCGAGAGGAAACGACACGUAGAUCAGGUGCAAGCCGACCGCUACAUGCGCGACGAGGAGAUGCGUAAGCAGGAGGAGCUGACCCGCAAGCAGGAGGCCGUGAGGCGAAAAACGCUCGAGUAUGAGGCGGAGCUGAGGCAGCAGACGGAGCUUGCCCGCGUCAAGGCCGAGACGGAGGGGAAGAUUAGGCAGGAGAGGGAGAACCACGACCUUAGACUGGAGGAAGCUAGGGAGGGAGCGAAGGAGUACCGAGACACGGUGCUGGAGGGGAUAAAGCUGGCGGGGGACACGCUAGGAGCUGGUCUGCAGGAAUUCUUGGGCGACAAGGACAAGAUGGUGGCGGCCACCGCGACGUUGACGGCCAUGGCCCUCGGCAUCUACACCGCUAGAACAGGCACAGGCGUGGCCGGGCGUUACAUCGAGGCACGGCUCGGAAAGCCUUCCUUGGUUCGGGAAACCUCAAGACGCACGCUUAUCCAAACCGUCCGCAACCCGAUCCCCACCAUGAAGCGGGCCUUCGGCAUGCACAAGGUGGAAGACGCCCUUAGCGGCGUUGUUUUGGAGAAGGGCCUCGAGACGCGACUGUCGAGAGUGGCUCAGUCGACCUUCAACACCAAGCGGAAUAGCGCGCCUUUCAGACACCUUCUUCUCUACGGACCCCCUGGUACCGGUAAGACUCUCUUCGCCAAGGGAUUGGCGCGCCACUCCGGCCUGGAGUACGCCAUCAUGACAGGUGGCGACAUCGCCCCGCUGGGAAGGGACGCGGUCACGGAGAUGCACAAGGUCUUCGACUGGGCUCAGGCGAGCCGUAAGGGCCUCCUGCUGUUCGUAGACGAGGCGGACGCCUUCCUUCGGCGGCGCAACACGGAGACCAUCAGCGAGGACCUUCGUAACGCCCUCAACGCCUUCCUCUACCGGACGGGAGAAUCGACGGACAAGUUCAUGCUGGUGUACGCGUCCAACCAGCCGGAGCAGUUCGACUGGGCGGUGAACGACCGCAUCGACGAGAUGGUGCCCUUCGACCUACCCGGGCGAGAAGAACGCCUGCGCAUGGUAAACCUCUACAUGAAGAACUACCUCCUCGACCCCCCGGGAAAAGCGAAGGUCAUCAGGGUCGACGGAAUCGAGGACUCCCACCUUCAAGACGUGGCGGACUUGACGGAGGGAUUUUCGGGGCGAGAGAUAGCCAAGCUGGCCAUCGCGUGGCAGGCGGCGGCGUACGGGACGCCAGACUCUUCCUUCAACGCGGAGCUAAUGACGGAAGUCUUGCAGGCGCACCUGCAGCAAAAGAGACAGAAGCAGGCCUGGCUCGAAGGGGCGCAGACUAGUUCAGGCGGGUUGAUCAUGCCACCCCCUUCCAAAACAGCGGGGGCGACCGUCGAGCCAAUCACACCACGGCUAGUGCGAACGCUCACGCAGGAUGCGGCAGAAGACGGCACGAAAGGGAACCCGAAGGGCACAAGCUAGUUGGGGGGAACCAUUGGGGUAGCGGGAAGGGAAGGGGGGAUGGUUGUAAGCCUGCUGGCAUUCAGUGAGGGCGCACCUGAUAUAUUUCGUUCCCGGGGUGCACCCCUUUUUUUUUGCUGUGCUCUGAUUCCGUACUCUGUGGAGUGUCGUAAUCUUGGCUCUGAGCACCACUCGCAGCUGCUUAAGUAUUAUUAUUGUGGGAUGUGCGGAAUCCAGCUUCGAUGCACAACGUAGGCUUCGACGGCAUGGAGGUAGGGAAGGUUUUCCGCUGUUCCUCUCGGAUGCGAUAAAGCAAUGGCAGACGUUACGUGCCUAUCCCAUGACUCUGGUCCAUGCACCGGAUAUCCAUCGAAAGGUGUGCCUUGCUCAAUGGACUAUUCCGCAAUGCCCUCUGACUUGACAUUCGAGUGCUCUCCAGCGGAAGAAAGUCUUGGGGGACUCCAUGUCGUGCGGCCACGUUUUCGGCCGCAACAACUGUUAUUGUCGCGUUCAUCUUUGAAUCUGCUGGGCGGACGCAAGCAACCGCUGUCACCUUCUGGAAACGUUCGAAACGAGCAAGCGCACCGUGAGGAAUCGAAGAGGAAAUUCGCAUUCAAGUCUUGUACCGCCAGCACCAGCAUCAGCACCAGCUCGAGCGCUUCAGUCGAACAUACUUUGUAACGCUGCGGGUCCACCCGAACACCUAUAUCACUCGC
Ectocarpus siliculosus is the source of this 2588-nucleotide messenger RNA. NCBI's taxonomy places the organism in Eukaryota, Phaeophyceae, Ectocarpales, Ectocarpaceae. The record is from the annotation of a GenBank genome assembly.